Molecule: messenger RNA, 2119 nt
Organism: Anguilla rostrata (American eel)
Lineage: Eukaryota; Metazoa; Chordata; Actinopteri; Anguilliformes; Anguillidae
Gene: immp2l
Product: inner mitochondrial membrane peptidase subunit 2
Exons: 7
Coding region: 103-717 (204 amino acids)
Cellular component (GO): mitochondrial inner membrane peptidase complex; membrane
Molecular function (GO): serine-type endopeptidase activity
Source: RefSeq, a predicted model, not a curated record
CAAAUGGGCAUUAAUAUGGUCUUCUUCAGGACCCAGAGGAAUCCCCGGCGUCUCACAGCAGUGACAGAUCGGCGCGGGAGCGCGCAGAGCACAUAACUGGAAAUGGCGCAGCAGACUGGUUUCGGCCGCCGGUACGUGAGGGCAUUCGUGAGCGGCUUCUUCGUUGCCGUGCCGGUAACCGUGACCGUCUUGGACAGGCUGGCCUACGUGGCUCGAGUGGAAGGAGCUUCCAUGCAGCCUUCCCUGAACCCUGAGGGAGGCACGUCGUCCGACGUGGUUCUUUUGAACCGCUGGAGUGUACGAAACUACCGCGUGCAGCGUGGAGACAUCGUGUCUGUUCUGUCCCCUAAGAACCCCCAGCAGAAGAUCAUAAAGAGGGUAAUUGCCUUGGAGGGAGACCUCAUCAGGACAAUGGGGUACAAAAACCGCUACGUGAAGGUGCCAGACGGUCACUUUUGGAUCGAAGGCGAUCACCACGGGCACAGCCUUGACAGCAACAGCUUCGGCCCACCCGAGCAGAAGAGAAAAAGCUCCCUGGCAGUAGCGAGAUGCAGACGGUGCGGAGCGAGCGGGGGACGGGUCUCCCUGGUGGGAGGUGUGACAAGGUCUCACUUGGUUUGGUCCACGCGAAGGCGUCCCACAUUAUCUGGCCGCCACACCGCUGGCAGAGAAUCGUCCCCCGCCUUCCCUCCGACCGCGCUCCGCUGCUCAGCCUGAACGAAGACUCCGAGGAAGAGCGGAACGAGUGAGGCCGAGCGUCGCGCCUACGCGCAAACGCUAGUGACCGUGCGCCAGGUUCUGCUCGUAUGCGGGAGAGAGCCGUUACCAAGGUAGUCCACUGGUGGGUACUCACGCUCUUGCCCUUGGAGAACUGCAGGGGGCGCUGCGUUUUCUUGGUUGGCACUUAAUCGAGCAAUGAGAGCGGGUGAUUGUGCUGCUUGCUUGCCUAGCCUGGUUUCUCGGACCAGAACUGGGCGUUGAAUUUGAAGUGUAAACCCGAACCAACCGGACCCUGUAGCUCUACUGGCGCAAGAGUGAAUACCCCUGAUUUAGCCUAUGAAAUGAUAGAAAUGUUUCUGUAUAUGUAUAUAUAUUUUCUUGUAAACACAGUUUCCGCAUUGUAAAUUUUUGUUGAAAAUUGGUAUAAAAUGUAUUGAAUUUGUUUGUUUUUUUCACGAAACUAUUUUUCCAUUGUGAAAUUCUGUCAACUAUUUUGAGCCAAACUAUUUUCCAAUGAACUCCCCCCCUCCAAUCCUUAGAAAUGGUAUGUAGGGUUAAAUAGCAUUGAACAUUUAGUUUUUACUUCAUAAUUUUUUUAUAUGCGUUCCUGUAACCUCUCUGUUGCAUUACCUACUGUCUGUGUCUGCCAUCAGUUCAGUUUAAAGACCAUUUUUUUACGAACAGAACAUUUGAUUGACACUUUUAUAAGCCAUUUGCUUCACAGCCAGAUUAUUAAAUGGCAUGUAUAUCACAUGCUGGAUGCUGGAGGGGAUUAUCAGGAGAGGGAGCGAGGUAAAAGACAAUCUAGCCACCCCCCCCCCCCCUUUCUAAUUUCCACUUCUAAAUUCCAUCCUAAUCCCCAAAAACUCUCUUUUACAGACCUUUACCUUUCUAACUACUCUGGCCCAAAUCUCUCAUCUUUAAGAUAAAUCCAUCCCUCUCCCCCUCUUAACAGACCUCACCCCCCCCCCCCCCCCCCCCACCAUUACAAGCUGGUCACAUAUAGCUAUCUGCUAUGUAGUUAAGUGUGCACUCUGCUAUGUCAGACAGGGACUGGAGUAGUUCUAAUUUCACUGGAACCCGCCUCUCUUCUGUAGGAUUUUUACUGAUAUAUUGGUGGGACCCCCCCCCCAAUAUAUAUUGUGAACCUACUCAGAAGCCCUCCUCUGUUUGUUGCUUGUUUUCAGCUUCAUACAUUGCCCCUGUCUUCAGCUUUUUCUUCUCUUCCCUUUCUCUCGCUCUCUCUUUUUGUUUUUCCCGUAGGGAAGCACCUACCUCACCCUUAUGGCUAGACUUCCUCACUCUGGUUCUAAGCCCACUUUGAAAUGCGAACUGUGUCCGUGAACAUGUAAACAAAAAUCUGUAUGCUGUAACUGUCAAUAAAUCUCAUUUGAGCUUA